AGCCAUGGCCGCGUCCGAGCUGUACACGAAGUUUGCCAGGGUUUGGAUCCCUGAUGCUGAAGAAGUUUGGAAAUCAGCAGAACUGCUCAAAGAUUAUAAGCCAGGAGAUAAAGUUCUCCUGCUGCACCUUGAGGAAGGCAAGGAUUUGGAAUAUCAGCUUGAUCCCAAGACAAAGGAACUUCCUCACUUAAGAAACCCUGACAUCCUCGUGGGUGAGAAUGACCUCACGGCCCUCAGCUACCUUCACGAGCCCGCUGUGCUGCACAAUCUCCGAGUCCGCUUCAUUGACUCCAAACUCAUCUAUACGUAUUGUGGUAUAGUCCUGGUAGCUAUAAAUCCUUAUGAACAGCUGCCUAUUUAUGGAGAAGAUAUUAUUAAUGCAUACAGUGGUCAGAACAUGGGAGACAUGGACCCACAUAUCUUUGCAGUAGCUGAAGAAGCCUACAAGCAAAUGGCCAGAGAUGAGCGAAAUCAGUCCAUCAUUGUAAGUGGAGAAUCUGGGGCGGGAAAAACAGUCUCAGCCAAGUAUGCCAUGCGAUACUUCGCCACUGUAAGUGGUUCUGCCAGUGAAGCCAAUGUUGAGGAGAAAGUCUUGGCCUCCAACCCCAUCAUGGAGUCAAUUGGGAAUGCUAAAACAACAAGGAAUGAUAAUAGCAGCCGUUUUGGGAAGUACAUUGAGAUUGGUUUCGAUAAACGAUAUCGAAUCAUAGGUGCCAACAUGAGAACUUACCUUUUGGAGAAAUCCAGAGUGGUGUUCCAGGCAGAAGAGGAGAGGAACUAUCAUAUCUUCUAUCAGCUUUGUGCCUCAGCAAAGUUGCCAGAAUUUAAAAUGCUGCGAUUAGGAAAUGCGGAUAGCUUUCAUUAUACAAAGCAGGGUGGCAGUCUGGUGAUUGAAGGAGUGGAUGAUUCCAAGGAAAUGGCGCACACGAGGCAGGCCUGCACGUUGUUAGGAAUUAGUGAAUUAUACCAGAUGGGGAUUUUCCAAAUACUGGCUGGUAUUCUUCACUUGGGCAAUGUUGGAUUCACAUCUCAAGAUUCAGACAGCUGCAAAAUACCUCCUAAGCAUGAACCUCUCAGCAUCUUCUGUGACCUCAUGGGUGUGGAGUAUGAGGAGAUGUGUCAUUGGCUGUGCCAUCGGAAACUGGCUACUGCCACAGAGACGUACAUCAAGCCCAUUUCCAAGCUGCAGGCGACCAAUGCCCGCGAUGCUUUGGCCAAGCACAUCUACGCCAAGCUCUUUAACUGGAUCGUUGACCAUGUCAAUCAGGCCCUCUGCUCAGCCGUCAAGCAGCACUCCUUCAUUGGGGUGCUGGACAUUUAUGGAUUUGAAACUUUUGAGAUAAAUAGUUUUGAACAAUUUUGCAUAAAUUAUGCAAAUGAAAAGCUACAGCAGCAGUUUAAUAUGCAUGUCUUCAAAUUAGAGCAAGAGGAAUAUAUGAAGGAACAAAUUCCAUGGACACUCAUAGAUUUUUAUGAUAACCAACCUUGCAUUAAUCUUAUAGAAUCUAAACUGGGCAUCCUGGACUUACUGGAUGAAGAAUGCAAGAUGCCCAAAGGCACGGACGACACCUGGGCCCAGAAGCUCUACAACACGCACCUGAGCAAGUGCGCGCUCUUCGAGAAGCCUCGGAUGUCGAACAAAGCGUUCAUCAUCCAGCAUUUUGCUGACAAAGUGGAGUACCAAUGUGAAGGCUUUCUGGAAAAGAACAAAGACACCGUGUUUGAAGAACAAAUUAAAGUUCUUAAAUCAAGCAAGUUUAAGCUGCUGCCAGAGUUAUUUCAGGAUGAUGACAAGGCCAUCAGCCCAACUUCAGCCACCACUUCCAGUGGGCGCACACCCCUCACCCGCCUCUCCGCGAAGCCGACCAAAGGCCGGCCAGGCCAGACUGCCAAAGAGCACCGGAAGACGGUGGGCCACCAGUUCCGAAACUCACUGCAUCUGCUGAUGGAGACACUCAAUGCCACCAGCCCUCACUAUGUGCGCUGCAUCAAGCCCAAUGACUUCAAGUUUCCCUUCACGUUUGACGAGAAGAGGGCCGUGCAGCAGCUGAGGGCCUGCGGCGUCCUGGAGACGAUCCGGAUCAGCGCGGCGGGCUUCCCCUCGAGGUGGACUUACCAAGAAUUUUUCAGCCGCUACCGUGUCCUGAUGAGGCAGAAGGAUGUUCUGGGUGACAGGAAGCAGACAUGCAAGAAUGUGCUAGAGAAACUGAUAGCGGACAAGGACAAAUACCAGUUUGGGAAGACAAAGAUCUUUUUCCGGGCCGGCCAAGUGGCCUAUCUGGAGAAACUGAGGGCGGACAAGCUGCGGGCCGCCUGCAUCCGGAUCCAGAAGACCAUCCGAGGCUGGCUGCUAAGGAAGAAGUACCUGCGCAUGCGGAAGGCGGCCGUCGCCGUGCAGAGAUACGUGCGCGGCUACCAGGCCCGCUGCUACACCAAGUUCCUGCGCAGAACGAAGGCAGCGACCACUAUUCAGAAGUACUGGCGCAUGUACAUGGUCCGGAGGAGGUACAGGAAGAAGCGCGCGGCUGCCGUUGUCCUCCAGUCUCACUGGCGAGGCUACCUGACCAGAAAUAGGUAUCGGAAGAUUCUCCGUGAACACAAAGUGGUCAUCAUUCAGAAGCGGGUCCGAGGCUGGCUGGCUCGCGUCCACUACAAAAGGAGCAUGCAUGCCAUCAUCUACCUUCAGUGUUGCUUCCGUCGCAUGAUGGCGAAGCGUGAGCUGAAGAAGCUCAAGAUCGAGGCCCGCUCGGUGGAGCGCUACAAGAAGCUCCACAUCGGGAUGGAGAACAAGAUCAUGCAGCUGCAGCGCAAAGUCGACGAGCAGAACAAAGACUACAAAUGCCUCAUGGAGAAACUGACCAAUCUGGAAGGCGUCUACAACUCUGAGACUGAGAAACUGAGAAGUGACUUAGAGCGUCUUCAGCUCAGUGAAGAGGAAGCGAAGGUUGCCACCGGGCGGGUUCUGAGUCUGCAGGAGGAAAUCGCCAAGCUCCGGAAAGACCUGGAAAGAACCCAGUCAGAGAAAAAAUCCAUUGAAGAACACGCAGACCAAUACAAACAAGAAACUGAGAAGCUGGUAUCAAAUCUGAAGGAAGAAAAUACUUUACUGAAACAGGAAAAAGAGACCCUCAAUCAACGUAUUGUGGAGCAAGCUAAGGAGAUGACAGAGACGAUGGAGAAGAAGUUAGUAGAAGAAACAAAACAACUGGAACUCGAUCUUAAUGAUGAAAGGCUGAGGUAUCAGAACCUUCUGAAUGAGUUCAGUCGCUUAGAAGAGCGAUACGAUGACCUCAAAGAAGAAAUGACUCUGAUGGUGAAUGUGCCAAAGCCUGGACACAAGAGAACAGAUUCUACUCACAGCAGCAAUGAAUCUGAAUAUACCUUCAGCUCAGAACUUGCAGAAACUGAAGAUAUUCCACUGAGAACUGAGGAACCAAGUGAGAAGAAAGUGCCUCUCGACAUGUCAUUGUUCCUCAAGCUCCAGAAGAGGGUCACGGAGCUGGAGCAGGAGAAGCAGCUGAUGCAGGAUGAGCUGGACCGCAAGGAGGAGCUGGUGCUCCGUGGCAGAGCGCAGGAAGAAGAAAGACCACAAAUUAGAGGUACAGAGCUGGAAUAUGAAUCACUGAAGCGUCAAGAACUAGAAUCAGAAAACAAAAAACUGAAAAAUGAGCUAAAUGAAUUACGCAAAGCCCUUAGUGAAAAAAGUGCCCCCGAGGUGACCGCGCCAGGUGCACCAGCCUACCGGGUCCUCAUGGAACAGCUGACCUCAGUGAGUGAGGAGCUCGACGUCCGCAAGGAGGAGGUCCUCAUCCUCAGGUCUCAGCUGGUGAGCCAGAAGGAGGCCAUCCAGCCCAAGAAUACAAUGACAGAUUCCACACUCCUUCUGGAAGACGUACAAAAGAUGAAAGAUAAGGGUGAAAUAGCACAAGCUUAUAUUGGUUUGAAAGAGACAAAUAGGCUGCUGGAAUCCCAGCUCCAGUCACAGAAGAGAAGCCACGAGAACGAGGCGGAAGCCCUCCGUGGGGAGAUCCAGAGCCUGAAGGAGGAGAACAACCGGCAGCAGCAGCUGCUGGCCCAGAACCUGCAGCUGCCGCCCGAGGCCCGCAUUGAGGCCAGCCUGCAGCACGAGAUCACCCGGCUGACCAACGAGAACUUGGAUCUGAUGGAGCAACUUGAAAAACAAGAUAAGACCGUCCGGAAACUGAAAAAACAACUGAAAGUGUUUGCCAAGAAAAUUGGUGAACUAGAAGUGGGACAGAUGGAAAAUAUAUCUCCAGGUCAGAUCAUUGAUGAACCAAUCCGUCCAGUUAACAUUCCCAGGAAAGAAAAGGAUUUCCAAGGAAUGCUGGAAUAUAAGAAGGAAGAUGAGCAAAAACUCAUUAAGAACCUGAUUCUGGAACUGAAGCCACGUGGUGUAGCUGUCAAUCUGAUUCCAGGCUUACCGGCAUAUAUCUUGUUUAUGUGCGUCAGACACGCCGACUACCUGAACGAUGAUCAGAAAGUCAGGUCGUUACUAACGUCAACCAUCAACAGCAUCAAAAAAGUAUUGAAGAAAAGAGGUGACGAUUUUGAAACUGUCUCCUUCUGGCUUUCUAAUACAUGCCGAUUUUUGCACUGUCUGAAGCAGUACAGUGGAGAAGAGGGUUUUAUGAAACACAACACGUCUCGCCAGAAUGAGCACUGCCUCACCAAUUUUGACCUGGCUGAAUAUCGGCAAGUGUUGAGUGACUUGGCCAUUCAGAUCUACCAGCAGCUGGUGCGGGUAUUGGAGAACAUCCUCCAGCCAAUGAUUGUCUCUGGAAUGCUGGAGCACGAAACGAUUCAGGGCGUGUCUGGGGUAAAGCCCACAGGCCUGAGGAAGCGAACGUCCAGCAUCGCAGACGAGGGCACCUACACGCUGGACUCCAUCCUCCGGCAGCUCAACUCGUUCCACUCCGUCAUGUGUCAGCAUGGCAUGGACCCCGAGCUCAUCAAGCAGGUGGUCAAGCAGAUGUUCUACAUCGUGGGCGCCAUCACCCUGAACAACCUGCUCCUGCGGAAGGACAUGUGCUCGUGGAGUAAGGGCAUGCAGAUCAGGUACAAUGUCAGUCAGCUAGAGGAGUGGCUGCGUGAUAAGAAUCUGAUGAACAGCGGCGCCAAGGAGACCCUGGAGCCUCUCAUCCAAGCUGCUCAGCUCCUGCAGGUGAAGAAGAAAACGGAUGACGACGCAGAAGCCAUUUGCUCCAUGUGCAACGCUCUGACUACUGCCCAGAUCGUCAAAGUGUUGAAUUUAUAUACCCCAGUUAACGAGUUUGAAGAAAGAGUCUCUGUAGCGUUUAUUCGUACUAUUCAGAUGCGACUGAGAGACAGGAACGACUCGCCCCAGCUGCUCAUGGACGCCAAGCACAUCUUCCCUGUCACCUUCCCCUUCAACCCGUCCUCUCUGGCGCUGGAGACGAUUCAGAUUCCAGCCAGCCUGGGCCUGGGGUUCAUAGCUCGGGUCUGAAAAUGAUA
Sorex fumeus (smoky shrew) is the source of this 5493-nucleotide messenger RNA. It is a transcript of the gene MYO5A, whose product is annotated as myosin VA. The record is from RefSeq and is a predicted model, not a curated record. Gene Ontology annotation, cellular component: myosin complex; actin cytoskeleton; vesicle. Gene Ontology annotation, biological process: actin filament organization; vesicle transport along actin filament. NCBI's taxonomy places the organism in Eukaryota, Metazoa, Chordata, Mammalia, Eulipotyphla, Soricidae. The coding region runs from base 5 to 5485 and encodes 1826 amino acids. The transcript is spliced from 39 exons. Gene Ontology annotation, molecular function: actin filament binding; microfilament motor activity; ATP binding.